UUAAAAUUGGUUUUUAUUUUUCUCUCUCAUCCAUUCUUCUCCUCUUUAUUAUCGAUUCUAUAUAUCUCAAAUUCAUUGCGCUGACUGGUCUUAGGUUUGCCGCAUCAAAACCUCAUCAACAGUCAGCGGCUAUUUAACUAUUUGAUCCGGCUUUUUUAAGGUUUCUGAAUUCUCCGAUUGAUUCAGAUUCAUCUGGGCUGGACAUGGGUUGUUGUUAAUUUCUUCGAUUCUAUCGUAAAUCUGUGAAAACUAAAUCUUUUCUGUGGGUGGGCAAAGGGUUAUGAGAAUUUGAGUUGGGUUUGUUGUUUGAUCAGAGCUUCUUAAAUGGCCGGAGAGGAUCUGAUUGAAGUCAAGUUCAGGCUUGCAGAUGGGAGUGACAUUGGACCAAAUCAGUAUAGCCCUACUACUACUGUGGGAUCUUUGAAGGAAAAACUAGUCGCGCAAUGGCCAAAAGAUAAAGAAAAUUCGCCAAAAAAUAUUAAUGAUCUGAAGCUCAUAAAUGGUGGAAAGAUUCUGGAAAACAAUAAGACACUCGCGGAAUCCAGGCUUCCUAUUGGCGAACUCCCGGGAGGUUCUAUCACGAUGCAUGUUGUUUUGCGUCCUCCCAUGUUGGACAAAAACAAAGAAAAGCUGCAGGAAGAGUUAUUGAAGAAGAACAGGUGCUCGUGCUCUAUCCUUUAGUUCUUCUCCCCAAUGGCGAUGCUCUAUCUUUGGAUUGAUUGAACGAACGUGUGUGGAUAAAAGGAUUGCCAGAUCAGGAUAAAUAGACAAAAAAAAAUUGAAGUUACAAGUAUAAAGGAAUGUCAUACAAUAAUUAGACUUGUUUUCAUUUUUUGGUUGAAUUGGAUGACUUUUUCCCAGAUGAAUGAUGAAACAACCUUUAUUUGAAGUUUUAUGA
This is a messenger RNA of Impatiens glandulifera, 898 nucleotides long. Its product is annotated as membrane-anchored ubiquitin-fold protein 6-like. Lineage: Eukaryota; Viridiplantae; Streptophyta; Magnoliopsida; Ericales; Balsaminaceae. The record is from RefSeq and is a predicted model, not a curated record. The transcript has 3 exons. Gene Ontology annotation, molecular function: protein binding. Bases 325 to 681 code for a protein of 118 amino acids.